GUCGUUAACUGCUGCGGGAGAAAGGGGCGCCGUGUACAGGGACGCCCAAGGUGCUAGACCUAUCCUACCAGGUUGUGAGCUGCUGGCAUGUAACAUUGCUCCGGGCAGCGUGGGGCAGGCCGCUUCCCAAGACUCUCAACAUAUCAACACAGGCUGACCAUGGUGGCGGCACACUUCACACUUCCUCCCUCUCACAGUUGAAUAGACAUUUGUGAACGUACAUGGAUUAUAUAUAGAUUUUAACCCCUUCACUCCGGCGACACCGACGUCCGACGAGCGUCCAACGGCGUCGUCACUGUAUGGAAAAGGGCACAGUGUAGCUAUCGCAGACAUGUCUGGAGAUGAAGCCGAGACACCAACAGGUCCAGUGGAAAAUGCUUGGGCCAUCAAAGUCCCCGAGUUCAAGAAGGGUGACAUGAAGAGUCACCUUCUGGAGGAGAGUUCUUUCUCUGUUAUCUUUCCCAAGUACCGAGAAAAAUAUCUUCGGGAGUGUUGGCCACUGCUGCAGAAAAGUUUGGAUGAGUAUGGCAUCAAGGCUGAACUGGACCUGAUUGAGGGUCGGAUGACGGUGCGCACCACAAGAAAGACGUGGGACCCCUACAUCAUAAUCAAGGCUCGAGACAUUAUUGUGCUGCUGGGCAGAUCAGUUCCUGUUGAACAGGCUGUCAAGAUUCUGAAAGACGAUGUCACCUAUGAGCUGGUUAAGAUCCGCAACAUGGUGAGAAACAAGGACCGCUUUGUGAAGCGGCGACAGCGGCUGGUUGGGGCCAACGGCACCACCCUUAAGGCACUGGAGCUGCUUACCAACUGUUAUGUGCUAGUCCAGGGUGCCACUGUGGCUGCCAUUGGCCCCCACAAGGGAGUGUUACAGGUGGUCCGUGUGGUGAAGGACACCAUGAACAACAUCCACCCGGUGUACCUCCUCAAGGCCCUCAUGAUCAAGAGACAGCUGAUGCAGGACCCCAACCUCAAGAAUGAAGACUGGUCGAGGUUCAUCCCCAACUUCACACCCAAGAAUGUAAAGAGGAAAAAGCCACUCAAGGUGAAGAAAACCAAGAAGGAGUACACACCGUUCCCCCCUGCCCCCACGGAGAGGAAGGUGGACAGGGAGAUGGCAGAGGGUAAGUUCUUCAUGGAUCAAGAAGAAAAAAAGAAAGCCAAAAAGAGGAAGAUUACAGAGGAAAUGAAAAAGGAAGCUGCAGACCGGCAAAAAGAGAAGAGGGCUAAAGCCUUUGUGGCCCCCGAGGAGCCCAAGUACAAGCCAGUCACUCCCAAGGUGAACACCCAGGUGGAUGUGGAGGCCCUCAAGAAGAAGAUCAAGAAGAAGAAGAAGGUGUAGUAUGUAGUGACCUCAUCACAGUGUAUUAACACUAUGUAAUGAAUUACUGUAUUUUGUAUGUAAUAAAAAUAUUCUGAAUA
Molecule: messenger RNA, 1419 nt
Organism: Eriocheir sinensis (Chinese mitten crab)
Lineage: Eukaryota; Metazoa; Arthropoda; Malacostraca; Decapoda; Varunidae
Gene: dbe
Product: KRR1 small subunit processome component homolog
Exons: 8
Coding region: 332-1339 (335 amino acids)
Cellular component (GO): nucleolus; small-subunit processome
Molecular function (GO): RNA binding
Source: RefSeq, a predicted model, not a curated record